UCAACCUCGACAACCGCGUACCCCGUAUACCUUACCAUUGGUAAUAUCCCCAAGGAAAUUCGUCGCAAACCAUCCCGGCGUGCUCAUGUCCUCCUCGCGUAUCUUCCCACCACACCGAAUCUCUAUCAUGCGUGUAUGGCACGUGUGUUGUUGCUGCUAGAAAAGGCUGGUCUUGAUGGCCUAGCCAUGCGCAGUGGGGAUGGCAUCUCACGUCACUGCCAUCCUCUUUUUGCUUGUUUUGUGGGCGAUUACCCCGAGCAAGUACUCGCUAGCGCCGUCAAAACUACUGAAUGCCCUAAAUGUGAUAUCCCACCCAACGAACUAGAAAGUAGCACAACGGCCUUCGAAAUACGCGACCUCGAUGCUGUUCUUGACGCACUCGCUACCAUUGAUGUCGGAGACCUCGAAUUCGUUCAGGCGUGUCGCGACGCUGGUAUCAAGCCUGUCAUUCACCCGUUCUGGGAAAGACUACCCUACGCCAACAUAUUCCAAGCCAUCACACCCGACAUUCUCCAUCAGCUGUACCAGGGUCUGGUUAAGCACCUUCUAAGCUGG
Suillus clintonianus is the source of this 555-nucleotide messenger RNA. RefSeq lists its product as uncharacterized. The record is from RefSeq and is a predicted model, not a curated record. NCBI's taxonomy places the organism in Eukaryota, Fungi, Basidiomycota, Agaricomycetes, Boletales, Suillaceae. The transcript is spliced from 2 exons. The annotation marks the transcript as partial.